Chaetomium fimeti is the source of this 696-nucleotide messenger RNA. RefSeq lists its product as uncharacterized. The coding region runs from base 1 to 696 and encodes 231 amino acids. NCBI's taxonomy places the organism in Eukaryota, Fungi, Ascomycota, Sordariomycetes, Sordariales, Chaetomiaceae. The transcript has 6 exons. The record is from RefSeq and is a predicted model, not a curated record.
AUGGCUCGGUCGGCCUCCGGCACGCCAGACAAGACGAGGUUUACGUGCGUAGGCACGAAUUGCGGAGGGCAAGUCAGCCUCCAUGACGGCAAUGCGAGAGGCGAGAGAGAGGAGGGCGCGACGCCCAGACCGGGUAGCACUGCCGGACUCAGAGCCACGAUCCUCGUCCAGCGGAAACUCACGGACCAGACCAAGCCUUGCCUUCGCUCCCACAGCCGACGCAGCAUAGUGUUGUCGAUCACCCGGCGGAAUAUCUCCCACACACGCGUUUCGUUUCGCGGUGGGAACGUGCCCGGUCCGUUGGCGGCGAUUUUCGGGAGCCAUCUUGACCAAUCCGGGGUAAAAUUCAGGGAUGAGAUGUUGACGGCCCAGAUCGGGGGCCAUUGGGCGGAGGCUGGCAGGCUGGAUAAGGGAGGCCCAUUGGAUGCGGCUCCCAAGGAAAUUUUCCGUGGACCCUGGUUGAACAGCCCGCAGCGGACUGUAACCGUGCUCCAUCAAGUCGGCGACGCCUUCAGCGCUCGGGGACCUGGAGAUGCUCAAGACAGAGAGAGCCAUUGUCCAACGGGGAUACUGCAGUCAUCAGCUACCGGGAUCGUCCGGGACGAGGAAGAGAGGUCAGACAUGACAGAGCCAAUAGUUACCGUCUCGCCCGCCGCCGCCGGUAUCGCUCAAGGCAAAACACGCAAUCCGCGCUAG